UAUUUCCCUGAGGGAGCCAGCAACCAUAUAGGUGGCGCCGCAGUCCUAGGCGUGCCUCGUCGGCGGCAGCUGCACAGUUCGCUCUCUGACAAGGAACCUGGUGGGCUGUCCCAGCGAACACCGCCACCAUUUGCCGAGGAUCGCGAGGAUCGUUCCGAGAUGGUCCGCAGCGUGUCCGUCCUGGUGCUCGCCGUGCUCGCCGUCUCUGCCGCCGCGCUCUCUGUCGCCCCGGAGUCCAGGACGCCGUCGCCGCCGGUGGCGGACCCGAUUGUCAAGACUAUAGUGAAAGAUCCCCGGCUCUGCACGCCCAACCCAAUGGCCUGCUGGACUUACUGCUCCAAGAUCGGGAAGCCGGGCGGUCUUUGCAAUAUCGACUCGUGUAUCUGCCAUGACUGAAUAACGAAUGUCACACACGGAAGAGUUUCAAAUACUGUAACCUUUAUGAGAAUAGAAUACCGUUCAGCGGAA
Messenger RNA from Frankliniella occidentalis (western flower thrips), 468 nucleotides. RefSeq lists its product as uncharacterized. The record is from RefSeq and is a predicted model, not a curated record. Gene Ontology annotation, biological process: defense response. The transcript is spliced from 2 exons. The coding region runs from base 160 to 396 and encodes 78 amino acids. Lineage: Eukaryota; Metazoa; Arthropoda; Insecta; Thysanoptera; Thripidae.